GAGGCUGCGGAGCGCGGCCGAGCUGCGGAUCGGGGCUGCGCCCGCCGCGGCCCGCGGGCAUGGACGAGGACGGGCUGCCCAUCGUGGGCUCCGGCAUUGACCUCACCAAGGUUCCUGCUAUUCAGCAGAAAAGAACUGUGGCAUUUCUAAACCAGUUUGUGGUUCACACAGUGCAGUUUCUCAACCGCUUUUCUACUGUUUGUGAAGAGAAAUUGUCAGCACUCUCUCUCCGUAUCCAACAAAUUGAAACCACACUCAAUAUUCUGGAUGCAAAGUUAUCCUCAAUUCCUGGCCUAGAAGAUGUCAAAUUUGAAGUGUCCAGUGCAAAUGUGAACAGUGUUACAAAUGGUCCUUUGGCACAGGCUGCUACAGAUCAACAGACAGCUGGAUCACCUCAGUCUGGACAGAACAAUGCACAAGAAGAAGGGUUACAGAAAACGGAGGUGGUAACAGAAAAUGUCAUAACUGUGGCCAAGGAUCCAAGAUAUGCCAGAUAUCUCAAAAUGGUGCAAGUGGGUGUUCCUGUAAUGGCAAUACGAAACAAAAUGAUUUCUGAGGGGCUAAAUCCAGAUCUUCUUGAGACCCCAGAUGCCCCUGUGCCUGCCUGGGGAGAUGAUGGCAAAGCAGAAGACAGCUCUGAUAGUGAAUCUUCAUUCAGUGACUGAAGAGACUGAUUCCAGCCUUUGGAAGCCUUUGUUAAGUUCUCUUGUGUUUGGAGCUUUGGCGGACAAUGGUUUUAUCUGAUGGCGUUUUAGAUCCUCUGUGUUCUCUUCUGGAAAGUUUGAACAGGCAGCGUGUUUCAGUCUGAACCCUUCCCCCAUGGAAAUUAAUCAUGAGAUCCUCGCAGAUUUUAUGCUGCAUCAUGUCAGAUUCAUUUCUGAUUCUGCUGAAAUGGCUUUGUAAGGCUCUAAGAAUUCCACACCUCUAAACCUCCAUAUCUCUAAAACUGCAUUCUAGUCAUUAUUAGAUUUUCUGUGUAACACAUUUAACCUACAUUGCCUUCUUUCUGCCCUAUAACUUAAAGGUAAAUUAACUUUCGAAAAUGAAAGUUUUAUCAGUUUCACUGAUGAACUGUACUUUUUUUUGUCAAUAUCCUACAUCUACAGUGAUGCAACAAGAAUUACAGAUGUCAGCUCUCUUAUGGUGGUUGCAAAUCAGUGAUACUCAGAUUUGAGAAAAAACUAAAAUACAAAUGAAAAAUAUAUUAAAACCCAUUUUGUAUCUAUUCAAUGCCGCAUUAGAGUCUCUAUGAAGCUGUUAAAGGAGCUCCUACUUUUGAAGGGUUGAUUUAUCAGGUUCAGGUUGUGGUGUUGUAGAAAGGUACAAACAUGGCAAGGUUAGCUUGAAAAUGACACUGGGAAAAAAGCAAGGGAUUGUGAGAUCAUAAACGGAAUCUCACUACUUGUUCACUGUUAUGUGGGUCUGUUGAAACCAUUUUCUGACUUCAUUGGCCUCACUCAAAAGAAGCUGUGGCUGAGCAGUUUGCUUAGAAUGAUAAAUCACCUCCAAGUUGAUGCCUUUGCUGAUUAUUUCAACAAAGAAGCUAGAAUUCAGUUUGUAUAAGGAUAAAAAUACCGUGGCACCACUUGAGGCAGGCACUGAGGAACAAUAUAAAGAACUGCCUGAUGUGCCCUGAAGAUUCCCCUCAAAAUUAAUUGAUGCACUCCAUGACUCAAAAAUGAUAUUUCAUUAAAGAAUCUUCUUUAAUACAAUUUGUUCCACGUGAAAUCCUUCGCAAUCUGUUUGAAUUCGCAGAUUGAUGUGAUUAUACCAGAAUGCUGUGUGCCAGGCAGUCAUUAACUUUCUGGUGUUUCACAUUCUUGUUGCAACCAAGAGAAGAGUAAAACUGAAGCUCCAAGUACGUAAGUUUGUUAGCCUUUAUGACUGAGUAAAUACCUUCUCUCUUAGUUACUUGUGCCACUUCAGUAGGUUACCUGUUUUGUUUUUUUUUUUCUGUAACUUAAGCAUUGGCUCCCAUUUCAGCCUAGCAAACAUAUUUAUGCUCUCCAAAACCUAUAAAUCAGAGUAAUGUCUAAUCCCUUCAAAAGCAUAUAUACGCGCUAGAGAAUGUCUAGAGAUUGUAUUUCAAUGACGGGUUAAUUACUAAUGAACACUUAAAAAUUUAUUUAAUAGUUAACACUUGGUAAAACACAAAAAUAUUAACAUAUUAGCAAUAAGUAUUUCAAAUGUAAAUGUGAUAAUGUUAUUUCACAAUGUAUAUAUUGAAACAUUCACAACUUUUUAAAAUCUAUAUUUGAAAACUCAUUUAAGCAGUCUGUAUAAUAAAAGCUAUAAUUUGUAAACCAAA
Messenger RNA from Catharus ustulatus (Swainson's thrush), 2308 nucleotides. RefSeq names its product WASH complex subunit 3 (gene WASHC3). NCBI's taxonomy places the organism in Eukaryota, Metazoa, Chordata, Aves, Passeriformes, Turdidae. Bases 60 to 665 code for a protein of 201 amino acids. Gene Ontology annotation, biological process: exocytosis; actin filament polymerization. The transcript is spliced from 7 exons. The record is from RefSeq and is a predicted model, not a curated record. Gene Ontology annotation, cellular component: WASH complex.